Messenger RNA from Dissoconium aciculare CBS 342.82, 843 nucleotides. RefSeq names its product S-adenosyl-L-methionine-dependent methyltransferase. Bases 1 to 843 code for a protein of 280 amino acids. The record is from RefSeq and is a predicted model, not a curated record. The transcript has a single exon. Lineage: Eukaryota; Fungi; Ascomycota; Dothideomycetes; Mycosphaerellales; Dissoconiaceae.
AUGGUCGGAUCAGACCCCGUAGCGAAAGAUCGAUGGAAUGCUCAAGCGUACGAUGCAGCCGCUAGCUUCGUUCCCAAACUCACGUCAGCCAUCCUCGCAGAGCUCGACGUCCAACACGACGACCACAUCCUCGACAUCGGAUGCGGCGACGGGCAACUCACAGCCCAGAUCGCCCAGACCGCUUCGUCAGGUAGAGUGCUCGGAAUCGACUCGUCGCCGUCCUUCAUCGACACAGCCGCCAAGAGCUUUUCAGCUCCCAACUGCACCUACGUCCUGCACGAUGCUCGGGCACUAGAUGCCUGCUCCGACGCAAUGACCGGAUCGUGGGACAAGGUCUUCAGCAACGCAGCCCUACACUGGAUCCUCCGGGACCCAACGACCCGAUCGGCGUUCUUUCCGAACGUCUACCGCGCGCUGAAACCAGGCGGGAAGCUGGUUUUCGAGAUGGGAGGGUUCGGCUGCAUCAGGGAGGUCCACGCGUCGAUGAUCUCGUCGUUGGUGCACGCCGGUCUCUCGUCAUCCGAAGUGCAGGCGUCGUCGCCGUGGUUUUUCCCCAGCGCGGAAGCGAUGCAGAAGUACCUCUCGGACGCCGGGUUCCGCGUGAAGCAGUGUCAUCUUGUAUACAGGCCUACGGAGCUCACGCCUGCGAAUGAGGCUGGUACGGGAGGUCUCGAGGGUUGGGUCAGGCUGAUGUGCGCUGAGUUCCUGCAGGCGGCUCCACGAGGUAAGCGGGAUCAAGUGGUCAAGGAAGUAUGUGAUAUUCUCGGACCUGUCAUUACGAAGGAGGAUGGAACGCUCUGGCUAAACUACGUACGAUUGAGAGCAGUGGCGAUUAAAGAAUGA